AGGAACCCAUUUGAUUGCCCCCCUUUCGAGUUCUGACCCCCACAACCAAAAUGAUACCUGUAAAAAUCCCGUUCCUUUGAAUUCCACCAAAUAUGCUACUUUACAACUACAUUACGCAAUACCCGCUUUCCAUUAAGUACUUCCUCUCUGUUUAAUGCGCCGCUCUGAAUUCGAUACUGCCUUUAUGUUGCACGCACGUGACGAAACAUUCAUAUUGCAAAUGUUGUAAAUUUAUCAUUUGAGUCAGGGUCGCCGAGAAAAACAACCCCGGCGCAGGAGGCAAUUACGAGGAGCCGCUGGGUGGACGUCGACCACACUAUGCGGCGCCUGCGUCACGAGCCGCAGGCGCGCAUUGUCGUGCAGGUGCUGAAUGACGAGGUGCCUAACGUGGAGUCUGCGAAUGGGGUCUACGAAAUCGACCUGCUCAACUACUUUGACGACAUCGAGCGCUUUCGCAACCGCGACAAACGGUUCCCCUCCUUCUGCCGCCCGUUCGUCGGGGAGAUCGAGGAGCAACCCGAUUUCGAUCGACAUCAUAGUCAGCGCGGUGGAGUUGUCACGUCCUCUGGAGCAGUCGCGUUACAUCAAAUACCACCUCAUCAGCAGCAGCCGCAUGCCCCGGCGCACAGAAAUAGCGGUGGUGGCAAAAACGGCGACCGACUCCCGCACGCGCGAAACCAGGCCGCGGGCUUUCGGGGCCGGGACAUAUCCGAGGCGGACGUCAGUAUUGUUGAGGUGUUUGAACACAAGUCGCCGGCCAUUUCUACUUUCCGCCACGACGACUACACUUUCAACAGUUUGCACAUGGCGGGAUUAGUACAGCAACCCGGGGCGCCGGGUGGUAAUAUGCACAACAACAGCAGCACCUUAGGUGGAGUAGGACCGCUGCUGGACAACGACGGGCGCAGCACGAUCAGCGACACGUCGUCCGUGGUGAACACGAAUUUCGUCCGGGAACUGCCAACCCGCCCGUUUUUGGAUUUGCCCGCGCCGCCACGAACGAAGCGGAAACUGAAACUCCCCAACCCGGGCGGGGCGUUCGGGAGCCACGCGUCCAGAAACGCGAGGCAUCCGGGGACGAGUCCGAGCAACACGGCCGUCGGGUUCAUCGAGGCGGUGGACGAAGAGGAGGUGGAGGGUGAGAAUUUUGGAAGCAGUACUACCGCUAGCCACGGAGGUCCUCUUCGGGGAACUACAACUACGUCCCACCAGAUGCGAUACGUGGGAUCUGACGGGUACGUGUACAGUUCGCGGGCGAGCUACUUGCUGGAGACCUUGACUCCAGAGGAGACGAAGUACGUGAUCUCGCUGGAACUCGGCUACAAAGUCUGGAAAUCCGGUUUCAUACCCACGCAUUUAAUGGAACUGAUCGCGGUGACCGACCAGUCCGCGCUGCACGCGGCCGAGUUUCGCAGCAAAGCAGCGAGCAACCCCCACCGAACCGUCGGCCGGGGGUCCAGUUCGCGCAUGCGGGUGAAAGAGAUCGUUGGAACCACCACUUCGGGUGGUGCUGGGACGAACAAUAAAGACCAUAGCAUUCCGUCCAGAGGACAACAACAUCAAGCGUCGAAACUGAAGUCUUCAAGUCAACAAGCGCCAAAAUCAAACACGAAUCCGAAGCAUCAAUUCAAUCCCCCGGUGUACGGGUCUAACGUGGGGGAGGAGACCGCUCGGGUGCGGAGAAUGCUGGGACCGGAAUUCCUGGGAUCUUCGACGUCCCAGCAACCACAGCCGUCGAAUACAACAAUUCCGGAGCAGUCAGAGCUCGAGUCACCGCCCUCGUUGAUCUCCAAUAGCAACGUCACUUUCUCUCGAACCUACGAACAACAGCUGGAGAAGCAACAGAAAUCGGUGUCGGAACUUUUGGAGUACGCAAGAGCGACGAGAUGGAACGCGCUAGGAAAACUGGGGAUCUCGCAGUCCGGCGUGCUCGAGACCAACGACUCGGCGUACCCGAUCUUUCAGGAGGGAGUCAGAGCCGUUUGCGAUAAGGACGGAGACCAGUUGGUCGUGUUCGUUGCGGAGCAGGCGGUUAUGUCGGUAAUAGUACAACAACAGCAACAGACGAGCAACGGGAAUAAUAUGCUGACGUCGCACAGCAUCGACGAGAACUUAACGCAGAACUUUUUCACCAACAACACGUCGAAUCUCGGGUUUUUGGAUUUCACGGGCGACGUGCCGAACUGCAAGUCCUGGCGGUUCGACCUGUCGUCCGAGGACAGCACGCGGCACGCGCUGCGCAUGCUGGAGUUUCUGGCCCGGCACCCGCGACUGGAACAAGGACAGAUUUUCCUGGGCAACAGUACCGCGCGGUCGUUGCUGCCCGAGGCGAAGCUGAUGGGCCACACGCUGUACCGGCAGGAGGACCGGGACGAGGUGGUCUUCUCGGACGACGAGGAGGACCAGACGACCAUGCUCACGCUGCGCCCCAAAGCGAAAAAAGCGGGGAAGAUCGUGAGCAGGUCGGUCGCCAGUUUGGAGGUGAUUCUGUUUGUCUCCUUACCCAGAUACUACAGCAAAGGGGAGAUGAUGAUGGGGAAAAAUACCAACGCUCCUGGAAAUGUUGUAAACAGUGUUAGCCAACAUCCCCACAACAAAUCCACGCCGAUUCAGAAGGAACUGCUGAAGACCGUCCGGUCGCUGCAGCACGCGCGGGAGAUUGUGUACGGCAUGAGCGACAGUGAUUUGAAUGCAGUGGACCGCAAGGGGAACAACUUGAUCCUGAAGGCCUGGCAGACGCUGACCCAGUUCCCGCAGCGGCAAGAAGUGAUCACGCAGGCGGUUUUGGAGCAGUGCCCGCGGUUCAAAUUGGUUUCCAACGUGGAUUCGGAAGACGGAAAAACCCUGCUGCACAUCGCGGUCGCGAACGGGUGGGGGGAGGUGGUCAUGCGCUUACUCUCCGGCGCGAAGCACGACUGGGCGAUGACGAGCAACUUUGUGACCCCGCAGUUCCCCCCGGUGUUUCUCUCCCAAACCCGCGACGUGUUCGACAAACGGGGGAACAGCUGCUUUCUCGACGCCAUCGAGCACAACGACGGCCGGAUGGUGGCUCUGCUCUUGAAGUUCGCCAUGGAAGCGCCGGAACGGAAGCACGGGUGGCGCACGAUUCCGACCAGUCCCCCGGAACAGGUGGACGCAGAAGUGCUCAAACUGCAGAUGAAACAUCAGCUGACGAAUACAAGCGGCGAUCUCCACUCCGAGAUCAGUUCCGUGGACGUGGCCAACAUCGACCGGUACUACCACAAGAAGAAGCUGCAGGACAUCAACGCGGCGGCGGACUUAUCCUGUGCAAAAGUAUCGUACUAGUAUAGAUUGCAUGACAAAUUGAAAUUCCCUCAGCAUGAGAAAUAUAAUUUGCAAUGCGGAUUUACCUUGAGAAAAAAAUUUGUAAUGCAGGAUUGCAAUUAGAAUUACUACGAGUGCGAUACUUUUGCAGUUCAUAGGACUACCACGGGGAGGUCUCGGACUUAGAGGACUCGCAGAACCGCGACAGUCAGGGCCACCCGAUCGAGUUCCCUUUGCUGGAGCACGCGGCCCGGAGCGGUCACAGCGCGCUGAUGCACGCGAUCUACAAGCGCCGCGAGGGCGUGGUGCUGAAGAUUCUGACGGAGAUUUGCCUCCUGAUCAAGCGCUGCUCGGUCAACAACUGGCAGUACAACGGCGUGAGGGUGGUCGCGAAGGAGCACAGCCGGUAUUCCCCCGAAUACUGUCCCCCGGGGUCCGCGAGCUUCCCCUCCGGCGGUGGACUUGUCAAUGCCGUCGGAAGUGGAGCUGGUGGUCCUCACAGCGUCAAUAUCGGACCGUCAAUUGUUCCGCAGUACUCCCGCGUGCCGCCGAACGGGGGGCCAGAGACUUUAUACAACGACACGCUGCAGAAUGAGCGGUCGUACAAGUGGCCGAAUUUGAACGAGCGGUCGCAACACGAGAGGGCCAUGCGGGAACAGAACAAAAACGGUCAGCGAGGUAGUAGCUUUGGCAACAACAACUACCCGGGUGGAGCACAUCAACGAAGACAGAAGCACAGCGACGAGCUGUACAACAUGUCGCCGGGGCAACUGGCGCACAACUCGGUCCAGUCCGGCCCGCAGCACGUGGUCACGAGUCACCCCGUGUUUGAACACAACCGACGGGUGUACAAGAAAAACCCGAUCACCGGGAAGUUGGUCCCGUUAAAUCAAAGCUCUCUCGUCACCUCCGCGGUGCUGCAGGUCACAGAACCCGGGUUCGAUGACCCGCGGGUGACCGAAGAUUUCUCGGAGUUGCUCGUCUGUCCGAAAGAGACCGAUCCCGCGGUGUACCGGAAAUUGCUCUUUGAUCUACUGAAUUUCCGCGACCAGGACGGCCGGACGUUGUUGUCCGCGGCGUGCUCCAUGGGACUCACACGGAUUGUCGAGGUGUUACUUGGCGAAUUGGACGAGUCCCGCAGCUACAACAGCAACGGAGGAGUGAUACUGUCCAACGCGCUCGCGGCCGCAGCGGGAGGAGACAAGAAUGAUGAUCUUCAGGGUGGAAACCAUGACCACAGUAACAUCAAAAUUCGGUUGACGUCGCUGCUCCGGCCCUGCGGGUUUCUGUUCACGGAUGAUAAUGUGAAUGCCGUGGAUUUGUUCGGGAAAAACGCGUUGCACUACGCGAUUGCGCGGAAAGAGUACGAGAUCUGCAACCUCUUGUUCUUCUCCCGCCGGUUUCGAGCCUACAAUGACCCGGAGAUCGCCCGGUUUUUCGCGGAGCGGCACCACAAGGACAUCGUCCCGCUGAUUCCGCGAUUGCUGGCGAACCUGGAGAAGAGAGCGCUGCAGCAGCACAAGGAGGAGAGGAAAGCGCGGGAGAGGAUGUUCAAACAGCAGGUGUUCGGCGCUCCUGGAGGUGGCGGCGGGGUAGAGAAAAGUAGAACUACUUCUACUCGGAAUUAUCCAAAUUCACCUUCCCGAAAUCCGCCGCAGCAGCUCUCCAAUCAUGGCGGAUCGACGAGCAGCAGCCACGGAGGGCUGAUUGAGCACAUUGGAAGUAGACGCGUUGGGCCGCCGGCUGAAUACAUCGGAGACGACGAGGACGAGGACGACGAACGGCUCGACGAGGACGAUGGUGAAAUGAGUCCGAAUGAUGAUGAAAACAAUUACGAUGAGAUCGUCGCGGAAGAUAGCGACGCGUUUCUGGAAGAAUUGAACCGCCCGGUAGAGGAAACAAGGAACAAAUCUCGGAGGUCUUCGGGGACGACGAGUAGAAAAAGCAAUUCUAGAAAUAAACAACAAGAAAGCAUGUUGCAUUCCGUCCCGCAGAACAACUUCCACCAGGCCCGGCCCGCGAACCCCGCGCAGCCGGGGCAGCGCCCGCGCCCGCCCGUCAUGGCGGACUUUGCGCCCGCGCAAGGGGCAGGGCCCACAGAAAGUAACAAGCCGGGACCUCCCCAAGACGAUGAUGAGCAGAUUACCUCCGCUCCGGUUUCCCCUAUUGCGAAACGGCAGGAGGACGAUUUCCGGAAGAUGCUCACCCCGAAGGGCGGCAGCAACCAUCGGGUGUUCAAAGGCGGUGAAAUUCUCGACCCGCCGACAAGUAGAAGAAACUACACGCGCGAUAGAGCAGAAGAUGAAAGUGCUCCCUUCGAGCCGAUCCAGGUGCUCCAUGGCGACGAUCUGGAGGUGGAUCCCGCAGGGUCCACUUCCUCCGGUUCCAACUCCGGGCGGAGACCACACGACCAUGGCGCUUCUGCAAGAGGGCGCCGGAGGAACAACAACAAUCUCACCCCGGUGCGGGAAAAAUCUUCAAGGGGCGAACAAAUUAUACGGGGGCAGAGGCACGAACACGUGGAGUUCGGGGCCACGCGGUCGUCCGUGGACCCGCGCGAAAUCACGGAGAUUGUCGACGACUACGAUGAUCAUGCCCAUGACGGUGAGGGCCGGGGGCGAAGAGGAUCCCAUCAUCGGCGACCGAGUUCUGGCGAUAGAGCAGAGCAUCAUAGGGAAAGACACGGCUCCUCAUCGCAUCAUCACCAUCACCACCACCACCACUCUUCUAGGACUCGAACCGGAACACGGUCCCGUACGCACGAGCACGAUCUUCCACCAGAAGCUCCUUCUACAACCGGCCCAGACGGCGUAGAGCAGGCUGCUACAAUUACCCGUGAUAGCGCCAGCUCUCCACCCACGAACAGACACCACAACCCAGCGCAGCAGACGACCAGUAGUUCCAAUGCGGACCAAACCUCGUCUAGCUUGACGCUGCCGGCGAGUAGCACGACCGUGUCGAUGGACCGGACGUUUAGUGAGCUAAACGUAAAUAAUAACGGGAAUAGCAGUAACGCGUUUCAUCCAGAACAAUCGCAUAUGGCCGGGGUGCUUGAGGGCGAAGAGUUUAUGGGUCUGGAACAAGUAGGUGGGGAUAAUAAUAGUACAACCAAAGCAACUUCUUCGAGACAGUCCCCCUCGACGACCAGAAACAACAACAAAACUGGUCCUUCUUCCAGUUUGGAUUACGGGAAGGAGCUCACGAAGCAGUGGCAGAACCGCUUGGACCGUCGGCCGAGCCAGGAUCUGGACAAAUACCGGGACUACGAAUUGACCAUGGGAUCGCCGAAAUCGCGCGCAACCAGACAGAAAAUUGCGCAGGACGAAGCGGAAAGAUUGGAGCUGGAACGGAGGGAACGGGAGCAAAUGGGCUUGGAGGAUGGGGAUUUGGAACAAGUCGAGGGGGAUCACCACCACGAGAUUCCAGCUUCUCGUCCAAGAAUAUCAACUUCAAGAACACGGCAUAGAAGGAGUAGAAAAAUUUCCGAUGAUGUCGAAGAUAGUACACACUUGCUCGACGAGCAUUCCGUCGACAGAGACUCCUAUUGCCUGGAAGGCAGUCACUGCGCCGGCUUCCCGCUCGAGUCGCCCAUCGCCCGGAUGCACAUAGAUUUAGGCCGUGAGGAACAGGAGCAAGACAGAAGGAAAAAGAGCCAACAAAGGAGAAAUAAGUCGGUGGAAAAUUAUGAGCGUGAAAACGCCGACGCCGACGACGACUUUUUCGAGCCGCGGAUCGAGCACCACCCGAUUUUCCAGCGGAAGAGAGACGUGGUUGCCGCAGUGAGAGAGGAGGAAAAGCAGCUUUUCGACCAAAAGUUCGAGCAGGCCGGGUGGAGCAAGUUUGAGGGGGAGUACCGGAAGGCGCACUCGGCGUUGAACGUGCGGAUCCCGAGAAGCUCCGCGGACUACGACGAGAUCUACCGCAUCGACUACGGCGGGGACGUGGUGGAACGGAAGAGCAGCAACCGCAUCACCCAGGAGGAAGAGGAUCUCGCGAACGGCUACGACGAGGCUGUGGUGUGUUUUACUAACUCCGAUGAAAAGGUGAGCAGAAGAGGGCAUCAUCAGGGUGUAGCAGCUCAACAACAUUAUCCCCAGAAGAUGUCUGAAGGCUUCCUCCGCGCGAAGCAGCAAUCGUCUACUUCGCAGCAAAUGAUGAGCAAUGGUCUACUGCUUCAGAAUUACGACGCGAUGGCGACGUUGAAUGAGGAAGACUAUGGCAACGAUGUUUUGAUCGCUAAGAACAUGAAACUGAAGAAACUGGUCCCGUAUGACAAGAGGAGCGACCAGGUGCACUUGCAGGAAAAGCUAAUAGAAAAGCAGCGACUCCGAGCGGCGCAGGAGUUUCUUUCUCCUUCUUUAUCCCAACAGGAGAAGGAUCUUCUGCUGCCGGUAAGAACCUCCAGGGAGGGCCACGAUGAUGACCGAUUUCAACAGACCUACGACACCGGCGUUUCCUUCCGGUCCUCCUUCAACCGCAGCGGAAGCUCCUCGAUGUCGGCGGGGAAGGUGGAUGAUCAAGACCCCAGUGCGACGACCUCUGCGUCGGUUCGGUUCGCGGAUACAAAUCAGGGUUUUGCCUCAUUUUCCAGUCCCCGCGGGCAAGUGAUCCCCGCCGCAAACCCGUUCACCUGCAACCCGAGCGGGUACCAGUACUUGGGGAAAAAGGACGGGCGCGAGUACUACCUGUCCACCUUGAACGACGACCGGGACUACAUCAUUGCCUCGAGCACCAAGGUAUCAAGUGCAAAAAUGUCUGGGUCUGGAAGAGUCAUGCUGUUUCUGCAUGACACAGAAGGUCUGGCAUGGAAGCUCUAGCAUCACAGGUUUCGAGAAGCUUCCGCAAUGCCGAACCAGCAUGACAAGUCCCCCACUUUGGUGACAGAAAGUGGGCAGCUUUUGCUACCUAUGCAUGAGAGAUUUUUGUGUGUUCUGAAAUGCGCAUCACAGGUUACAUCCUUUCAGACCCAGACAUUUUUGCACUUGAUACAAGCCGACCGACGUUGACGCGUACGGGAACAGGUUGGCGGAAGCAACAGAAAACGCGAAUAGCAUCCGGUACCAGCAGCCACCUACUUCCCCUGGUGUAGUAGCCCGAGGGAAUAAAAGUGGUAACAACAGAGCAACAGGUACUUCUAACAGUGCCGAGGUCCUCGGCACAUCAGCGCCGAAGGAGCGGACUUUUCUGUUGAAAGCGCAUUUAGAGUCUAACGCGUGGGAAGGGAAGAGGUUCUUGGCAAAGGUGAAAGACACGCCAGUAGACCGGUUCGCGGAUGAGGAAAUUCUUGACGUUGUGCCUGACACGUUGAGGAGUGAGGAUCAUGGGGGUCUGCUACAUAAAGAACAGAGAAUAUUAGGCUUUUCCGGAGGUAGAUCUACUUCGUCACCGACAGCGGCGGGGGGUCAACAUCAAAUACAGCAGCAGCAGCAGCAAAGCCAUUCUCCUUUCGCCGUGUCGAAACAGCUGCAGGCCGCGCUGGGCAUGGUCCCCGGAGGAGUGAACUACUCUUCCAGAACAGCACCUCACCAGAAGCACGCGUUGCAAAUCACCCAGGCGGACAACAUUAAGGCUCUUCUGCACGACGAGUGCGCCCACGUGGAGCGCGCUCUGGCGAUCUUGAAUAACCCGGACGCGUGGGUGGACCCCAGGUAUUCGAGCGAACUUUACAAGAAGGCUCUCGAACAACCCGUCGAGAUGUACAGCAGGGCCCACAUUGCGGACUACGACGACGACGACUACGCGAUGUCCGACGGGGAUGCGAAUAGCAGUCCGAAGGUGACGAAGCAGUUCGGGAAAUACGAGGAUUUUGAGGACCCGAUGUUUGAUAACCUGUUCCAAGACGCCGCGAUCGCCCGCACAAGAACCACUUCCAGCCGGGGACAGCACUUCUCUCCGAAGAAUUCGUCCGUAAAACAGAAGCAGAAGAACAAGCAAGUGUCGAAGAAACAGGUUCUCCUCGGGGAGUCCCGCUGGCAAUACUACGAACCCAACCCGGCCGCGCAGAUGAAGUGGCGGCGGCACCCGGACACGGGAAAAUUGGUCCCGUUACUGCCGUUCCAGGACGGGUUUGCGGAGGGGGAAAGCAGUUAUGUGGAUUUGUUUACAGAGAACGGAACGGAGCUGGACAGAAUAAGCCCAGAGCAGCACAAGCAGAUGCAGAGAAGUUUGUUAGAGGAAAACAUCUCCAAGCAAAUCAACUGGUUCGCGAUGCAAAAGUACGCGCUGAAGCACUCACCAACCAUGGAAAACGUGCACGCGAUCGAGAAAAGGUUGAAGUUAAAGCAGGACAAGCAGGCGCUAGCGCAGGAAAGGAGCGACUGGGAACAGAAAUUACGGGAGAAGGACGAGGAACGAAAGGGAAAGUUAAUCGUCACGCAGCAACACCAAAUGCUGGGGCAGAAAAGUAUAAUUUAUUUAGCUUGCGUUCAUCUUUUGAUUUGAAGGUUUGCAUCUGCUUCUGGAAUUUCUUUCAACAUUAUCAAUGGCAUGAGAGGACGACCCGCGGGGCGGUCCAUUUUUUACGCAUGAGAAGUUCUUUGUUGCGUUCUUUUGAUAAACAUAAUCGUCCUAUGUGUUGACCUUAACCUUAUUCCUGAGCAAACCUACGCCUACGUCCUGAAUUUGAAACAAAAUCUUCCAACAGGUGAGCGAAGUUUCGGCGUGGUGCCCACCCACACUCUCCCCGACGCGUUUACCGAGGCGACCUCCACGGGUGCUCCGGACACAAGGAAGGAGGCAGAGGAAAAGUACCGACUGACGGAGGCCAAUGUCGUUUCGAAAUACGGUGUCGAAAGCCUGGGGAAGCACGUUGGUGGAACAGAGGACGCCGGUUUUGACAAGCCAAAACAACCAGAAGUACUUUUUUCUCACCUGCAAGAUUUUUGAAGAUGUUGUCGUCUAUGACUGCAUGAUGAACUACAACACCUUGCGAAGAAAAUAAGCUAAGCACUCCACUGUAGCAGGCACGUGUAUCAAUAAUGCAGAAACUUCUUGAUUCCUCGGAAACUACAAUAUCCUUAUCUCAAUAAAAUAAUCAGGUCUCCACCCUGUCUCGCAACAUCGCGAAGCUGUCCCACCGGAUUGGCAAGUCGAGUCCGUAUUUCAAGGAAAACGAACCGAAGGAAAAAGUGCUAAAGAAGUCCGCCACGCAGGUGAUCAUGGAGAAAAUGGAGCAACAGAGGAAGAUCGAGGAAGCCAAGCCGCAGGUGGAGUACAAGACGGAGAAGUUUAACUUCACACUGGCGCUCGCGGGCAAAGUGAUCAGCACCACGCAAACCCUCACCACGGAAAUCACCGGCACGGCGGCGCCGGGGGUUGCCGGAGCGAGCAGUGUUCCUGGAUCUUCACCCUUGAAACAAGGAUGAAGAGAGCCUUCAUCAUAGCCUUAGCAUAUUAGCUGUACAUGUACAACACAUUCGCAUAUGCAAAUGUUGACCAUGAAAGCAUUCACUUACAGCAAAGCAUCGCAUGCAAUGGAAUUCA
Messenger RNA from Amoebophrya sp. A120, 10767 nucleotides. The record is from the annotation of a GenBank genome assembly. NCBI's taxonomy places the organism in Eukaryota, Dinophyceae, Syndiniales, Amoebophryaceae.